AUGUCAGUCAUGAAUAAAUUUAUUGAGUCGAUAAUUUUCUUGUUGGGAUUAAUUAAUCUCAUUAAAGCAACACCAGUGGCUGAUAAUAGAGAUUAUUGGAAUAAACGUGCAGCGAUAUUGAGUGCAGAAAAAAAUAAUUUUAUAGGCAGCAAUUUAUUACUCAGCUCUGAUGAGCAGUUAGCUAAUGAGGUAUUGGGUAACCUUAAGAAGGAAGAAAUCGAUCAAGCGUUUGAAGAUCAAACAAAAUUUUACCCAGCACGAAAUUUCAUGCAAGUACAAAGCAAAAUUGAAAAAUCAAAGGUAUUUCGUGUUAUUAAAAUGAUGCCGAAGGGCGCAGUUCUUCAUACGCAUGAUUUAUCCCUCGUCUCUGAGAACUGGCUGUAUAAUAACGUUACGUACCGAGACAAUUUAUAUAUAUGUAAUCAGACUGGAAGCUUGAUGCUUAAGUUUUUCGCUGCGCCUCCCAGUGACUGCGACUGGAAACUGCUGAAAGAUGUUCGCGAAAGCGCGGCUUCACUUGAUGACAUCAACACACAAAUUCGCGGAGAACUUUCGCUGAUUACCGAUAAUCCAGAUGCUGCUUAUCCUGAUAAUUAUUUCGCCUGGAUUAAAUUCCUUAAAGUUUACAAGGUUCUUCGUUCGAUGGUGACUUAUAGGCCAGUUUUUGAGGAUAGUUUUUAUCAAGCUCUUCAAGAGUUUCACGAUGACAAUGUAUUUUACUUAGAACUACGUGCUUCGUUACCGACGGUUUAUGAUUUGAAUGGGACUGAAUAUGGACAAAUGGAAGUUAUGAAGAUUUAUCAAGAAGUAGCUGACAGGUUCAAAAGAGACCAUCCUGAUUUCUUUGGCGUCAAAGUGAUAUUUUCACUUUCAGCAAUAAAAAACACAGCAUCUCUACGAAAAAUCGACGAAUCCAUUAGCAAAGCUAUCGAAAUGAAGAAUAAAUUCCUAGGAUUUUUCGCAGGCUUAGACAUGGAUGGCUACGAGGACAGAAGAAUGCCUUUGAAAAAGUUUGUUGAACAACUGACACAAAUAAAUAGUGAAAUAAAAUUUUUCUUCCACGCCGGAGAAACUAAUUGGAACGGUUUCGAUUCUGAUGAAAAUGUCUUAGACGCAGUUCUGCUGAAUACCUCGCGAAUCGGGCACGGUCUCGCGAUUCUGAAGCACCCGAAAAUUUUAAAACUAGCCAAGGAAAAAAACAUCCCUCUUGAAAUGUGCCCGGUUUCAAAUCAAGUUUUAAAACUAACUCCAGAUCUACGCAAUCAUCCCGCCAGUAUGUUGUUCGCUGAAAACUACCCCGUUGUCAUUUCAAAUGACGAUUCCGGCUUGUGGGGAUCCACGGGACUCAGCUACGAUUUCUACGAAACUUUCAUGGGAAUAAUGCCUCGAAGCGCCGAUUUAAGAGCGUUGAAACAGCUCGCGAUUAAUUCCAUAAUAUACAGCGCGAUGGAUGAUCACGAGAAGCAAAGGGCGCUUGGAAUUUGGUUUCAGAAAUGGGCGGAAUUUAUUGGGAGAGUUAACAAUUUGAAGGAUUUGUAA
Molecule: messenger RNA, 1539 nt
Organism: Cotesia congregata
Lineage: Eukaryota; Metazoa; Arthropoda; Insecta; Hymenoptera; Braconidae
Source: the annotation of a GenBank genome assembly